Messenger RNA from Rhodofomes roseus, 2958 nucleotides. RefSeq lists its product as uncharacterized. The record is from RefSeq and is a predicted model, not a curated record. Lineage: Eukaryota; Fungi; Basidiomycota; Agaricomycetes; Polyporales; Fomitopsidaceae. Bases 1 to 2958 code for a protein of 985 amino acids. The transcript has 4 exons.
AUGCACCCCAACUCCCUAGUACGCCGCUCGGCCUCCCCCGCUCUCGCACCAACCUCGUCUCUCCAGAAGAGCCCUAAAGCCCAGACCGCCCAUGCGGAGACUAUGCAGACGGACGCCAACCCCGGCAACGCCCAAGGAGGUCAAACCUCCUCAAUCGCCCCAGAAAACACUCCCAGGCCGUCCCCUGGGCGCCCAGGCUCCCCCUCCUUCGCGGAAGUAGCUGCGAACGCUGCGAAGAAGGACGCCGCAAAAAAGAAGGAAGCGGCCAAAAAGGCGGCGUCGACCAGAAUGCAAGACAUCGUUCAGGCGCUGGCAACCCCAGGCGACCAGGUAGCGACCUCUGAGUCCACGAACGUCACCGAGCCACCGACGCUACCCCCGGUGGAGACGCGAGUCGAACCCGCUGUAGCCAUAGAGGCCCCGCCGUUGGUGCAGACCGACAACCAGCAGAAGAAGAAGAAGAAGAAGGCGGUUAAGACCACGAUCGCACACAUAGGCCUUGGCCUCCCUACGCACCCCACCACUGUCGACCCUGCCCUCACGGUCCUCGAACCACACACCGCCUCUAACCCCCGCAAACGUCGCCGCACCAACGACGCGGCGGACGAUGCUGGGACCUCCUCCCGUCCGAAGCCAACGGCCGAGCCACCGAGCCAAUCCGGGGCAUCCUUCUCUAGGACGGCGACCCCUCUAAGUGACGACCUCUCUCUGACGCCUGGGUAUAACUCUGACCGGGAGCCCACGAUCGGCGAUAUGGACGCCUACCACGGGCUUGACCCCGCAACGAUCAACCCGGAGAACAGGCCUCCCCCCUUCCACUUUCCUCCGGCCCAAUGGGACACAUCUCUCAACCCUCAGUGGGAACACCCCACCGUCGAAGAAGAACUCUUCUGGGGAGGCCGAGCGCUGGCUAGAAACGAACCCGCACUCACCAUGCACGCCAUGCCCCCACAGGCCCCCUUCGGCGACCCCAUCAUCAACGAGUACAUCAGGAACACCGAGUACCCCGACUUCAGCCGAGUCCCCCAGCCGCACUUCGGGCAGAACCCCUCCCUCGGACGAAGCAUGGCUUUCCCAGCCUCCCUCCGCACCCUGCUGAACGACCCACUAACUGCGACCUCGGCGCCCGCACCACCGUCAGUCGGAGACCCCCAGGUGUACGGCGCCCCUCCGCCUCCGACCAACGGUCUAGCGGCCAGGAACCGCUCUGACAACCAGACGCCGACGCCUCGAAACCAAGGGCAGAAGCAAGACUACCCGAACGGUCUUGAACAGCCGAUAGCGGCCCCAACGCCAAGGAGGCCGGACGCAUACACACCGUCUACCGUCGGGCUGAACCACGCCCGCCCGUCCUCCCGUGCCUCUGUCUUAUCGUACGUCACGGCUCGCCCAGCGGCUCCCCACCAACCCGAGCAGGACGAGAACACCAUGGACGUUGACGAGGAGCCGCGGGCCAACCCUACGGACCCCCCUGCUCCUCAUAGUACCCUACCUAGCAGCCGGCCCGGUCGUCCAGCCCCCUCCCGCACUGUGCAGCAAUUCCGCCGCCACCACCGCCUCCCGGUCAACAAUGCCACCGCAGGCCCGUCCAACAUCGGACCGCCUAGCGCCGGACCAUCCAACGCCGGCCCGUCCAACGCAGCACCACCCAAUCUCGCACCACCAGGGACAGCCCCGGUCCACUUCCGCUUCACCAACGAAGAAGUAAGGCACACCUUCGGCGACCCGGCGAGCGUCAGAUACCACCGCCACGAGAUCCCCGACCCCCCAAUACACGCCCCCCAGAACGAACGUGCGAACGAGGACGAUGUUGAAGAGGAGGACGAGGACGACGGCCAGGCAAAUCUGCUGUACCAGGAAUGGAUGCCAGCCGCCGUUACCCCGGCGCCCCCCGGCGGCUGGAGGGCGAUCCAAGGAGAGUCCUUCUACUUCAAACAAGACGGACAGUGCCAGAAGCAGGCCUCGAAGUGGCUGUCCAGCCCACGCCCGGGCCUCCUGGUCUCGUUCGCGGGCCACGGAGCACGUGACAACGACCCCGACAGCCUAGACAGGAUAGUACGACUUCAGGACACCCUUAAGGAAGAGUACAACAUCCCCAACCCGGAACUCUACCUUCCCGACGCCGACACCGCGGACGGACAGCCACCAAAGGACAACGAAGACCCCAUCUAUAUCCUACUACAGGGCAUCACCACAGUCCAACGAAGAACCCUUCUGAGGAAGAAGUGGCACGUCACUAAGGACCUCCAAGUACGCUUCGUCGACUUAUCGCUGGCCCCCUCGACGUGGAUGGGCUCCUUCGAAAAGAAGGCCGCCUUCGGCAUAAUGAAGGCAGAACAGAUCCUCCCCCACUUCCGCGCCGGCUUCAGACGGGAGCCACUUCGCAGCCGUACGCUUGAAGCCAUCAACCUCGACAAGGCGGCCGGCCCUCGAAGCAAAUGGGGCGACCUCCCCGCCCUCGUCGCGCUUGAACUAACCAUUAACUCCGCCUACAUACGUAUCAUGCCACGAAAGACGACGGGAGGAGCCUCGGACCCGCUUAUCCAGCUCUAUUGUGAGUCCCCGACGUAUCAUCCCCGCGACUGGUAUAUCUGGCGUGAAGCUGUCCGCGAACAGCCCUUCUCCACGGAAAACGGCGCGAAGGCAGUCCUCCUCCGAAAGACCUUCAAAUGCAAGCUAUGCCACUCGGCCGACCACCCGGUCGGCCUCUGCGACCUGCCCACGGUCCCGGGAUGGAACGGCCCCACAACCGAUGAAGUCGCUAGCCGAGGGCGCCCGGAAACGUCGCGUAACGAAGGGAGAGCGCAGAGGGGACGAGGUGGACAACGCGGCCGAGGCAACCGCGGUCGAGGAGGCCGCGGCCAGGGCAGAGGCCAGGACACGGCGGAUCGAGCGAGAACGGAAGGUACGCCGCGCAUAACCCGCCGCUACAACGACGAUGAAGGGUGGGCUCACUAG